Molecule: messenger RNA, 576 nt
Organism: Paramisgurnus dabryanus
Lineage: Eukaryota; Metazoa; Chordata; Actinopteri; Cypriniformes; Cobitidae
Product: galectin-1-like
Molecular function (GO): carbohydrate binding; laminin binding; galactoside binding
Source: RefSeq, a predicted model, not a curated record
AUUGGUUACUGCUGUUCUCUUUUCAUAUUGGAUGGAGGAUUUGGUGUCCACCUUCUUAUUAUAUAAGGUGACAGGUGAAUCACACACACACAUCUGCAAUCCACAAAGAGAGGAAGAUGGUGUUUACUGUAAAGGACAUCAGCUUUCAGGCCGGAACAGAGUUGAAAAUUUCUGGCAAGGUCAAAUCGGACUGUGAAGGGUUCUCUAUUAACGUCGGUCAUGACUCUGACUCAGUAGCUCUUCACUUUAACCCUCGAUUCACUCAGUGCGGCGACUGUCGCGUCAUUGUGUGUAACUCGAAUAAUCACGGCGGAUGGGGAGAUGAACAUCGUGAACCCUGCUUCCCCUUCCAACAGGGCGAAGAGUUCAAGGUGGUCAUCACCUUUAACAAUGAAACAUUUUACAUCAAACUUCCUGAUGGAAACAUGAUGAGUUUUCCAAACCGUUUCGGGGACGACACUUUCAAUCACAUCGAGGUGCUGGGUGGUGUGAAGGUCAACAGCAUUAAAGUUAAAUGAGAACUGAUGAAGGAUCCUGUUUCUUUUUUAAACAACACAAAUAAAUCCACUGACAUUA